AUCAUGUGAUCCCUUUGCAUAUCAAGGUCGCCAUUUUGCAGGAAAGUUUGGGAAUUUCGGACACUAGAAAAAAAGAGGAAGUGUUGCGCCGAAGAAGUUUGGAUUACGGACGGAUCCAGGAUUUCAGUCAGGAGGGAACGGGACAGAUGUUCGGAGAGUCUGCGAAACAACUUUACUUCCUCUUCAACAGGGACUAUUAGUUCCAACACUUCUUCCAUUGCAACACAUCGGAAGGAUUUGUUUCUCCAAAUCUUUAAAAUGCACACCGCGAUUCUGUGAUUUGCCUCAUUCAUUCGUCUGCGGAAAGUUUGUGAAAGUGCAGAGUUGUUUGAAAGUGCCUUAAAAUGUCCUGCUCCAUCUGACCUGUUAUGAAUGAAGAGAUCGUUUACAGUUUUAUCAGACUGUCGGAUUGUUGAUAUUGAGCUUUUACUCUCACAUGUCAGAUUGACCCGGUCAGUGAUCACCGGUGAUUUUGGGUCACUGCGUAAUCAAAGCGACUCGACCGAAAGUGAAAGUGAUCAGUCAUUCAUCCCAAUGCUUUACGGCAGGCGCUUUAUUUAGUUUAUAGUUUUAAUCUUUAAAUCUUCAUCAUGCCUGUGAGACAGAAAGAUGCUCAGCGGGCACUGCAGCUUCUGGAGGAAUACCAAACUAAACUAAGUCAGACUGGAGAUCCUCAUCUCAGACUGUCAAUCGAGAGGGUCAUAAACAUAUUUAGGAGUACACUCUUCCAGGCUCUUGUAGACAUCCAAGAAUAUUAUGAAGUGAGUCUCCAGGAUACUGAGGAUAAGCCCGUAGAGGAUUCAAGCCUUAAAAGCAGAGAGUCAUUUCCUCCUGUUAAUGAAUGGAAUCUCAGUGUCCCUCCCAGCACUACUGGACCAACAGAACCAGUGCCCAUCAAUCUUCCUCAAACAGAAGAGAAAUAUAGAUACCAGGAUGAGGACACUACGUCACCUCCCGAACACAGCUCUCCACACGUCCCAGGAGACGCACGUCCUCCUGAGUUGGUGCAGGUGUCGGAGAAGAACAUCUCCCAGAUUGAGAAUGUACACGGCUAUGUUUCCCAUUCACACAUUUCUCCAAUGAAGGUAGAGUCUCUGGAGUGUGUUUUUGACGGCCCGUCGACAUUAGGAGGUGAGGAGGUUCCAGCCCCCGCCUUUGCCACACUUUACUCGCAAAGUGACAUACUGAUUCAGCAGGCAGAUGUCAUUCCUCCUCCCUCCGCUCCCAUAAUCCCUGUGAUCCCAAUCUCACCCGUCCCGGCCGAGACCACUGCCAUCAUUCCUGCACCCGCGUCACAGGCAAGUCCAGCACCGGUGGUGGUGAACACAGAAAGCCUUGACUCCUCACCAUACGUGAAUGGAACAGAAGCUGAUUACGAAUAUGAAGAAAUCACACUUGAACGGGGGAACUCGGGCCUGGGUUUCAGUAUUGCAGGCGGUACCGAUAACCCCCACAUCGGCGAGGACCCAAGCAUUUUUAUCACCAAGAUCAUCCCAGGAGGAGCAGCCGCACAGGACGGCAGACUCAGAGUGAAUGACUGUAUACUGCGGGUGAAUGAUGUAGAUGUGAGAGACGUAACUCACAGCAAUGCCGUGGAGGCGCUGAAGGAGGCAGGCUGCAUUGUCAGACUGUACGUCAGAAGAAGAAAACCCCUCUCAGAAAAAAUCAUGGAUGUAAAGCUGGUAAAAGGUCCUAAAGGUCUAGGUUUCAGUAUAGCAGGAGGUGUUGGGAACCAACAUAUUCCUGGGGACAACAGUAUUUAUAUCACCAAAAUCAUUGAAGGAGGAGCUGCCCAUAAAGAUGGAAGGCUACAAAUUGGGGAUAAACUGUUGGCUGUGAAUGCUGUUUGCCUUGAAGAGGUCACUCAUGAAGAUGCCGUGGCUGCCUUGAAAAACACCCCUGAUGUUGUCUAUUUAAAAGUGGCAAAACCCACUAGUGUCUUUAUGAAUGAUAGUUACGCUCCUCCGGAUGUCACCAGCUCCUACUCCCAGCACAUGGAGAACCAUAUCAGCACCCAAAGCUAUCUGAGUCAGCCAUUAACCCCCGCCACCCCAUCUCGGUACUCUCCUGUCUCAAAAGGCAUGCUGGGAGAUGAUGAGAUCACAAGGGAGCCUAGGAAAAUUGUCCUGCAUCGGGGAACCACGGGACUAGGCUUCAACAUUGUAGGAGGAGAGGACGGAGAGGGAAUCUUCAUCUCCUUCAUUUUAGCGGGAGGCCCUGCAGACCUGUGUGGAGAACUGAGGAAAGGAGACCGUAUCGUCUCUGUAAAUGGAGUGGACCUCCGCAGUGCGACGCAUGAGCAGGCGGCCGCAGCACUGAAGAACGCUGGACAGACGGUCACUAUCAUUGCUCAAUACAGACCUGAAGAGUACAGUCGAUUUGAAGCCAAAAUCCAUGAUCUACGGGAGCAGAUGAUGAACAGCAGUAUUAGUUCAGGCUCCGGCUCAUUGCGGACGAGUCAGAAGAGGACGCUGUAUGUCAGAGCCCUGUUCGAUUAUGACAUAACGAAAGACUCCGGCCUGCCCAGUCAGGGGCUGAACUUCCGCUUCGGCGAUAUCCUGCACGUCCUUAAUGCCUCAGACGAGGAGUGGUGGCAGGCACGGCAUGUGACCACAGAUGGCGAGAUGGAGGAGAUGGGCGUCAUUCCCAGCAAGAAGAGGGUGGAACGAAAAGAAAGAGCCCGGUUAAAGACGGUCAAAUUCAACUCUAAAUCUCGAGACAAAUCGCAGUCACUCAAUGACAAGCGUAGAAAGACCCUGUUUUCGCGAAAAUUCCUUUUCUCCAAGAACAAGGACCCCGGUGAGCAGGACACGAGCGAUGUGGACCAGCAUGUAACGUCUAAUGCCAGCGAUAGUGAAAGUAGUUUCCGUGGACAGGAAGAUUAUGUUCUCUCCUAUGAGACAGUCACACAACAGGAAGUGAGUUACACUCGUCCAGUCAUUAUCCUUGGACCUAUGAAAGACAGAAUCAACGAUGAUCUCAUCUCCGAGUUUCCAGACAAAUUUGGAUCAUGUGUUCCCCACACGACUAGACCAAAGCGAGACUAUGAGGUCGAUGGCAGAGACUACCAUUUUGUGAAUUCACGGGAGCAGAUGGAAAAAGACAUUCAGGAUCACAAGUUCAUCGAGGCCGGACAGUAUAACAACCACCUGUACGGGACGAGUGUGCAGUCUGUGCGAGAGGUUGCAGAAAAGGGCAAGCACUGCAUUCUGGAUGUUUCCGGCAAUGCCAUCAAAAGGCUCCAGUUGGCACAGCUUUACCCCAUAGCUGUAUUCAUCAAACCAAAAUCAGUGGAGAAUAUUUUAGAGAUGAAUAAGAGGUUGAUGGAGGAGCAGGGCAGGAAGACUUUUGACAGAGCUAUGAAACUGGAGCAGGAGUUCCUAGAGCACUUCACCGCCAUUGUUCAAGGGGACACAUUAGAGGAGAUCUACAACCAGGUGAAGCAGAUCAUCGAGGAGCAGUCUGGACCCUUCAUCUGGGUGCCCGUCAAAGAUAAAUUGUGAGAGGGCCGAAGACAAAUAAACCUUCCUUUCUUUUAACUUUUUGUAUUUUUUUUAAUCUUUCCGUCUUCUUUUUUUUUUAAUAUUAACAUGCCCUGCAGAUUGCAUUGGCUUUCCAACCCCUGAGCAUAAGAAAUGCGUUUUCUUUGAAUGGGUUUGGGGUUUUUCCUUUUUCUCUCAUGCCUCUCUUUGAAACUGCUGUCUAGAACUCGCAUCCCAAUCUCCGCAUGUGAUCCUCCACCAGGAGGAGACAUGCUUGACCAGCGACUUACUGGACAGAUUAUACGGUACAGAUUCCUUAAUGUUUAAGGGAGGUGACUUUCUUGAAGGAAAACCAAUGAGUUAAUGCAUUAUACACAUUUUGGUUUGUUCUUCUUUUUUUCCCCCGUAUAUGAUCAGAUGCUUACAUGUCUGUCUGUGGAAAGACAUAAAGCAAAACUUUGCACGUUUUUUUGCAUGUUUGGAUUAUUCUGUUUCAGUUAACAUAUUGUUCUUACGUUUUUAUGACAGACAGAUUUAAACCAUGUGAAUUUCAGCCACCAUAUGACUUUAGUUUUCUUCUAAAAUCAAGCAACCCGUUCACUUUACGCAGCUGAUCUGUUUUUGUCACCAGUGCACAAAGAGGAUGAUUAAAAAAAAUUCAUAUUUGGCACAAAAGUUCUUCUUUUUAUAUUAAAUGUCUAUUUGUCUUAACGAUCUGUGUACAUUUUAAUUAGGGUGCAUCUGGGAGUAGCUUUUAGUGGAGGAAAGGCUUACGAUUAUAUUUCAAAUCCAGGUGACGGCAUAUUCUUACUUCAAGAAACAGCAAUGCAAAUAAGAGAGUAUAAAUUGUAAUGUAUAUUCAACCCUCAGUAUACUGCCUAUUUUGUUAUAAUGAAAGUCUAUAUUGAGCUUUAAUUGAACUCUACACCUAUGGGAAUUAUUUUCUUUAUAAUGUCAAGCAUACACUCGAAUGACUAUGCGUGUAUGUAUAUAAAAUAAAUAUAAAUAGAUAUAUAUAUAUAUAUUUUCCUUUACUUUUACCACCAUCACUUUCGUUGUUUCUGGUUUGUCUUUAUGCAAAAACACUGACACACACACACACACUGGGCUGAAUGGUGGGUUUCCAUUUGCAUCUGCUCCAACAAUAUUAAAACAAAACUCAAGUUGGCAGUUUGUAGUAUUCAGCUCUCUCUCUGUCUCUCGCUCUCUCUCCUGUGUAAUUUUGGCAUAUUUACUUUCUCAUGUGACGUGCAUGAUUUCUAAAAGCAAUAGUCUUCAUCAGCGAGGAGCGGAGGAGAGGGAUUCGGCAUGAACUGUAAACCUGAAAGGCUGUAUGGGAAUUGUUGACUGCCCGUAGCUGAAGAGAGAUUUGCUUUGCCUUUAACUGUCCACUAGGGGGCGCUGACGGUAUCCCCGCUUCAUUUUUUUUUUUUUAAGUUUUACUCGGAGAUGAUUGUUUUCUAAAAGAUUGCUUCUCUAACUUGUCAUCAUGGCUUUCUAACACAUUUUUGACUAGAUGAUGUACAUAAUCUGCCAACUUGAUUCAUUCCAUUUGUCAAAGAGGAGAACAGCUAAUAAAAACUUUUUUUGUCA
Molecule: messenger RNA, 5075 nt
Organism: Danio aesculapii
Lineage: Eukaryota; Metazoa; Chordata; Actinopteri; Cypriniformes; Danionidae
Gene: dlg1a
Product: discs large MAGUK scaffold protein 1a
Exons: 26
Coding region: 591-3503 (970 amino acids)
Biological process (GO): neurotransmitter receptor localization to postsynaptic specialization membrane; chemical synaptic transmission
Cellular component (GO): neuromuscular junction; postsynaptic density membrane; neuron projection
Molecular function (GO): kinase binding
Source: RefSeq, a predicted model, not a curated record